Messenger RNA from Mus pahari (shrew mouse), 6005 nucleotides. RefSeq names its product fukutin (gene Fktn). Gene Ontology annotation, cellular component: Golgi membrane. The transcript is spliced from 10 exons. The coding region runs from base 296 to 1798 and encodes 500 amino acids. The record is from RefSeq and is a predicted model, not a curated record. Lineage: Eukaryota; Metazoa; Chordata; Mammalia; Rodentia; Muridae.
CCGGGCCGGGUAGCGGAGCCUGGGCGUGGGCGGGUUCCCUCGGACACACGUCGCUGGUCGGCCCUGAGCAGCGGUCGUCCACCUUUGGGGUACCCGCCCUACGGCGGCGGGAGGAGUCCGCAGUCCGUGCACGAGCUUGCUGCCGCCGUCCCCGCCAUCCCGGCGACAGAUCGUUCCCCACACGCCCAUGCUGUCCGCUGAUCAUCCUGACCCGGGCGAUUUUGGAGGUUCAUGGAGACGCUUGAAGAGGCCGGGCUGGGACAGUGACGCUUGAGCUGGGUGGCGAGAGCGGACGAUGCGGGGAGAACGAUCAGAAGUAUCUCUGGUCACAGGAAACAAGAUUCUGUUUCAUGAAGAAGAUGAAAACAACUGGGUUACUGUUAAAAACCACCCAAGAGAACACCAUAGACCAAUGAGUAGAAUCAAUAAGAACGUGGUCUUGGCCCUUUUAACACUGACGAGUUCUGCAUUUCUGCUGUUUCAGCUGUACUACUACAAGCACUAUUUGUCAGCAAGGAAUGGACCGGGUUCCUCAAAAUCCAAAGGAAAUCGAGUUGGAUUUGAUAGCACACAGUGGCGUGCAGUUAAGAAAUUUAUUAUGCUGACAUCCAGCCAAAAUGUGCCAGUGUUCCUUAUUGACCCGUGGAUUCUGGAAUCAAUUAAUAAAAACUUCGAACAAGUGAAAAAUGCUUCUCAAGGCCCGGCUUCAGAAUGCAGAUUUUUCUGUGUUCCUAGAGACUUUACUGCAUUCGCACUGCAGUAUCACCUGUGGAAGAAUGAGGGUGGCUGGUUUCAGAUAGCUGAGAACAUGGGGUUUCAAUGCCUAAAGACUGAAAGCCAAGAUCCUCGGCUAGAUGGAAUAGACUCACUUUCUGGGACUGAAAUCCCUCUGCACUACGUCUGUAAGCUGGCCACUCAUGCCAUCCACUUGGUAGUCUUUCAUGAGAGGAGUGGCAACUACCUCUGGCAUGGUCACCUUCGACUCAAAGGACACAUGGAUAGGAAGUUUGUUCCUUUUCGAAAGUUACAAUUUGGUCGUUAUCCUGGAGCCUUUGACAGGCCAGAGUUACAGCGAGUUACCGUUGAUGGACUAGACAUGCUUAUUCCGAAAGACCCAGGGCGCUUUCUAGAAGAAGUGCCUCACUCCAGAUUUAUCGAGUGCAGGUAUAAAGAAGCUCGGGCGUUCCUUCAGCAGUACAUUGAUGAUAAUACUGUGGAUGCUAUGGUCUUUCGAAAGAGGGCAAAGGAGUUACUGCAACUAGCAGCCAAGACACUGAAAGAGCUGGGAGUGCCCUUCUGGCUGAGCAGUGGGACUUGUCUAGGAUGGUAUCGGCAGUGCGGUAUUAUUCCUUACAGCAAAGAUGUCGACCUAGGGAUUUUUAUACAAGAUUACAAACCUGAUAUUAUUUUGGCAUUUCAGGAAGCAGGACUUCCACUCAAACACAAGUUUGGGAAGGUGGAAGACAGCUUGGAGCUAUCCUUCCAGGGAAAAGAUGAUGUAAAACUUGAUAUUUUUUUCUUCUAUGAAGAGACUGAUCAUAUGUGGAAUGGAGGCACGCAGGCCAGAACAGGAAAAAAGUUUAAGUAUCUGUUCCCCAAGUUUACACUGUGCUGGACUGAGUUUGUGGACAUAAAAGUGCAUGUUCCCUGUGAGACAGUGGACUACAUUGAAGCCAACUAUGGUAAGACCUGGAAGGUUCCUGUCAGGACGUGGGACUGGAAGAGCUCACCCCCGAAUGUGCAGCCCAAUGGCAUCUGGCCUAUUUCGGAGUGGGAUGAGGUUAUCCAGCUGUACUGAGGACACUGCGCUCAGGUGGAACAUUUCCCAGAAAGAAGGCGGUAACUGAUUAAAGCACUACUGGUUUUCUGCUUGGUGGGAGAGCCAAAGAAGAGAGAUGACGAGUUGGAAGACAGAAAAGGUUUUCUGAUUCAUGGGCCAUCCAAUUAGUUCUGCCAUUCAGCAUUUACUGAGGAGUUUAUACACCAGGUGAAAUACCAGGAUCUGGUGAAUGAGCGAAUGCCAGCCUCUUCCUUGUCCUGCUGGUAAGCACUGCAAUUUUCUUUUGAAGGAAACUUACUCUCUGAAGAGCUGGUACACAAUAUGAUGUAUUCCAUAAUGAUUUUUAAAAUGUUAAUUAGUGUUUAUGCCAGAAAGUGAGCUCAUCAGAUGAAGCUUACAAAGGCUAUGUUAGUAAGAAUAAUUCAUUCCCGCCUGUCCUCAGGAUUUAAGCUGCUGCAUUAGUGCUGCUUUCAAGGUUGUGGAAUCUGAGUUAAUAUUCCAGUAAGUGAUUAGACUUCGUCCCACAGAGACAAGAUGGUAGCAAACUCAUUUUAUAAGCAAUUGGCUUCAAGCACAGGGUGUUCUGUAAGGGAAGAUGAGAGCCCAUCUUGUGAAGACAUACACUAUUUUCAUAUUUGAAGUGGACAGUGGAUGCUUGGAUGAUGCUUGAGUCUCUGACAUCAUAGGAUAUUUUCACUGACCUGCAGUAGUACUUGCUGAUAAAUCAUUCAGUCAUAGUAUCUGAAAGUUGUGACAUCUCAAAGCUUACUUUCCUUAUUUCAUUUUCAAUCACUCUUAGAUUUAAAAAUGGAAGUUAUUCGUGAAUAUUUUUAUAUUUUAUUAAUGUAUAACUCUUCUGCCCUUGAUUUUAAUAUUGACACUAAAUACUAAUAGACAUACCUCUGAAUUUUUUUAAAAAUACCCUUUAUUUAUUUAUCAACCAUAGCUCCAUAUGUUUAAUUUAUGGCCUACAUAAUAAUUUAUUUAGCAUAAAGUUAUGACUGUUCUUCUUUUCCAAUAUUACUUCAAGUUUCAAAAAUGGAAGGUUAACAUGAACCUGGAAACUAUUCCUUUUUCUAGAUCACUGUCUUUAAAAGCCUGUGUUCAUCUCUAGCUUUUUCAUUCUGCUGCAUGUAACAGGGCAAGGACUUCCUACUGCCAAGUACUGCACAUGUGGGACCCCUUGAUUUCUUUUUUCUUCUCAAAAUACACUCAUGAGUAGGUUGGGCAGUGCUUAAGCCUGCACUCUCAGUGAGAGAUGACACAGCAAAUGCCUGCCUGUCUUCCUGGCCUGGGAGCGGAGGGGCACUGCUCCCUGCUGCUUAGGGAUGUGCUUCAGGGCAGCCUUGCAGAUUGCCCUUGGAAUGUGUAAUCACUAAAAUGGAAACCAGAAUGUCUGAGGAAAUGGGCUGGCAGAAAGAAAGAAAGAAAAAGAAAAACUUGGAGGAAGUAACUUGAAGCCAGCUACUUCCAAAUUUUAACUUGAAAACUAUCUUUAUUGGAUGAUAAGCAACAGUCUGUUAGGAUGCAGCCUCUAUGUAGGAAUAUUGUCUCUCCAUAUGCAUCUCACCAGAUUGCUGUAAUUAUUAGCAAACUUGUACCCAAAUGACAGAUCAUAAUCAGUUCUUUCCUAGGAAAUAAGUCCGUAGAAUAUGUACCCCAGUUUUAGAUAGCCAACCCUUUAUAUUUUUAUGCACCUAAAACAAAACAAACCCAAUAACAACAACCAGACACCCACCCUACCUGGAGAGGGUCAUUUGCUCGUACUCAAUAUCAAGGAGUAAGUAUGUUUACAUCAUGUUCCUUGAGAGCCCCACCUUCUGCCAGGAGGUCUUGCCCACCCCUGUUCCAGUUACUUCUCUCAUAUCCAUCGUUGUAGGGCAAGGUCUGCUAGUGUCCUGAUACAAACUCUCUUGGUCCUGUGCAUAGAGGUUCUGUAGUCUUCCCUCCAGAAAGGAUGGGUAAACUUGUCUUCCCCCUGGGUUGGCUUAGCUUUUAGGUUCUGCCCCACCUUGGAGAAAAUUUCCCCGAAUUUGCAGGUGAGGUUUACCUCUGAAAAUGACCCCAUGAUUCAGUCACACUGAAGCCAGUGCUUCUUAACCUUUGAACUCUGAUGAGUGGGUCAGGGGUGCCCACCUGACUGACCCUUUCAGAUCACUUCUCUUCCCUCCCUGAAUAUGCUAACUUUAUUCUCCUAAUGUGACUUUCUGGUGCCGUUUGCCUGGCUUGCUUGAAGAUACCUUUUAUAUUAACUUGUUCUCAUGUCGCCGAGGAUAUUCCCAGGGAGACCCUGAAAAGCAGACACUUUGUUAGUUUCUAACAGCCUGCUACUUCCCUAAGCAGGGACAACUUGCCCUGCUCUUGGCUACAGUUACUGACAAUGGCCACUGAGAUAAAAUAAUAGUAACUGAAGCCGGGCAUCCCUAGAGUAGCUGAGGUCAGUUCUUACUGUCGCCUCCAUGACACUUCAGCGCUUGAUGAGUUUCCCAGUGUCUCAGUGGCAUGUGGGGACCAAAAUGCUGAGGAGGGAUAUUUCUUCUUGUCCAAAAUCCUCAGGCCACCUUCUUACCUUGAUGGGGAGGCGGGGCAAGGAGCCUCAUCUACAAAAAUUAGAACAGUUUCUGUCUGAAGACAUCACCUGUGGUUUCCGACUCUUGAAAUGUUUAAAGGAUUAGGCGAGAUAUAAGGUGCUUCCAUUCAGGACCAGGGCUAAGUAAGUACUCAGGAGAGGUGCUGUUUCCUAAUUCACGGUUCCGUUGUGACUUGGAAGAUUGCGUGACAAAGUUGCUUAGAAAUAAAGUUGGGACCGAGGCUCUGGUGAGACGGCUAAGCAGCUGAAAGCACUGUCACCAAGUCUGGCAUGAGUUUGACCCCCAGGACCCAUGUAGUGGAAGGAGAGAACCUCAGAUUACCUGCCAUCCAGUAUGCAGGCUCUGAUGUGCUCAGGGCGCCUCUCUAGCACGAGAGGCCACCACACACACACACACACACACACAGUAAAUUUAAUGGAAAUUUUUUACUGUAUCUAAGCAUUACACGUCAAAUUAUAUGAUUUAUGAAUUUAGAGUCAUUGCCAUAUUACCUCCACCUGAAGCAGAGACGGUUCUCAUUUAGUUGACCAAAUUGCUGUCUUCUAAUACUAACCCAUUGUUGUACUGUUUCCUUUUAAGCCCUGUUAGAUUCCUCUUAAAUUUUGUGCCUAGUCUGAUAGGGACUUGCUUUUCAAUAUUCUAGCUUUGGGCAGCAAAUAUCACUAUAUAUAAUAAUUUGCAGAACCAAAGAUCUUGGAAUGCCUGCUCUGUAUAGAAAUGUGGGUUAGUGGUGGACUAAUUGCCCAGCAUGUGUGAGGUCUGGAUUCAGAGCAAAGCACCAGAAGUCGGAGACAGAAGGCUUACCACAGGCCAGCUUGGGCUGCCUAGUGAACACCAGCCUAUCCUGGGCUGCCUAGUGAACACCAGCCUAUCCUGGGCUACCUAGUGAACACCAGCUAUCCUGGGCUGCCUAGUGAACACCAGCUAUCCUGGGCUACCUAGUGAACACCAGCCUAUCCUGGGCUGCAGCGUAAGCCCCUCUAUUGAGGGAGGACAGAGGAGGGGAGAGGAAGAGAUACAGAGACAGAGAUAGAGAGAAGGAGAAUAAAUCUGCCCACAGAUCUAUGUUUUUAUCUAAGUUAGCUAAUAGCAGGAUAUAUAAUGCUAUUUUAAGUAGUCAGUUGUAGGCAAACAGACCAAUUCAGUCUUGAUGCCUUUUGUAUAGGACCAAUAGGCAAGUAUAAAUUUUCUGAGAAAUUUGUUUCUAUACCCUCAGAACACCUAGGCUAAAAUUUGUUUCUAUAAUUCCUGGACCUAAUCUAAUAGAAUUGCUUGGAGGGCCCAUUUAGUCAUCCAGACUUCUGUCUACUUACAAGUAGCUUUCACGGAAGGGCAAUGUCAUAUAAAGUAUUCUGUCAUGCACUUUAAAAAAAUAUAAGCUUGUACGGCCUUAUGACAAUUUAUUCUAAGCAUGAAAACUGGUUCUUGAGUUUAUUAAAUGUAGCUCUGUCAACGUGUGACAUACGACUGUGACACAUGUAUGUGAAUUUUCUAAACAAAGUUAUGUUUUAAACAUGAGAUUUCAGUAUAUGCUUACCAGUUUAAUAUUUGGUUUUAUCUUCAGGUAUAGUUUAUGGUACUACUGAAAAUAGUUUUAAUAUUAUUACUCUGAUCUGAAUUUGUAAAAUAUAAUC